Messenger RNA from Onychomys torridus (southern grasshopper mouse), 1054 nucleotides. RefSeq names its product lymphotoxin beta (gene Ltb). NCBI's taxonomy places the organism in Eukaryota, Metazoa, Chordata, Mammalia, Rodentia, Cricetidae. The transcript has 3 exons. Gene Ontology annotation, molecular function: CD40 receptor binding; tumor necrosis factor receptor binding. Gene Ontology annotation, cellular component: membrane. The record is from RefSeq and is a predicted model, not a curated record. Gene Ontology annotation, biological process: immune response. The coding region runs from base 14 to 934 and encodes 306 amino acids.
GUGCUGAGUCUGGAUGGGGGCACGGGGACUGCAGGGCCCGGGUGGGAGACCCCGGGGGAAGGGCUGCCUCUUGCUGGCUGUAGCAGGAGCUACUUCUCUGGUGACCUUGCUGUUGGCAGUACCUAUCACUGUCCUGGCUGUGCUGGCCUUGGUGCCCCAGGAUCAGGGACGGCGGGUGGAGAAGCUCACUGGCUCAGGAGCACAGGCUCGAAAACGACUGGAUGACAGCAAACCAUCUUGCCUCUUGCCCUCACCCUCCAGCCUCUCAGGGACUCCUGACCCCGGUCUGCGUACCCCGAUACCCUCUUCUUCCAAGAAUCUAGGCUCCCCAUCCCAGGGGCCGGUUGCACAGUUCUCUCGGGAGGCAUCUGCAAGGGUGACCACCCUGUCUCCAGCCGUGGGUUCUUCACCAGAUCCAGGGGUUCAACAGCUGCCAAAGGGGGGGCCAGAAACUGAUCUCAGCCCCGAGUUUCCUGCUGCCCACCUCAUAGGCGCUUGGAUGAGCGGGCAAAGGCUCGGUUGGGAGGCGAGCCAAGAAGAAGCGUUUCUGAGGAGCGGCGUGCAGUUCUCGCGCACCGACGGGCUGGCGCUGCCGCAGGACGGCGUCUAUUACCUCUACUGCCAGGUCGGGUACCGGGGCAGGGCGCCCCCUGCCGGCCGAGGCCGCGCGCGCUCGCUCACUCUGCGCAGCGCCCUGUACCGCGCCGGGGGCGCCUACGGGCGGGGCUCCCCCGAGCUGCUGCUGGAGGGCGCAGAGACCGUGACCCCUGCGGUGGACCCCGUCGGGUACCGGUCUUUGUGGUACACGAGCGUGGGGUUCGGCGGCCUGGUGCAGAUCCGGAGCGGCGAGAGGGUGUACGUCAACAUCAGUCACCCAGACAUGGUGGACUCCAGGAGAGGGAAGACCUUCUUCGGGGCGGUGAUGGUGGGGUGACGGCGGUCUGCACCCCUGAGGACUGACGGUGCAUCAUGAUGUCCGGAGAGUCGGGGAGCCUGGGACGUCAUGAUCGGGGGGAACUGUAGGACAUGAAUCUUGAAAAUAAAGAAUGUAAAC